This is a messenger RNA of Epinephelus fuscoguttatus (brown-marbled grouper), 1514 nucleotides long. It is a transcript of the gene pgam1b, whose product is annotated as phosphoglycerate mutase 1b. Gene Ontology annotation, molecular function: intramolecular phosphotransferase activity. NCBI's taxonomy places the organism in Eukaryota, Metazoa, Chordata, Actinopteri, Perciformes, Serranidae. Gene Ontology annotation, biological process: glycolytic process. The coding region runs from base 261 to 1025 and encodes 254 amino acids. The record is from RefSeq and is a predicted model, not a curated record. The transcript is spliced from 4 exons.
UCUGAUUGGUGGAAACCAGCAGGAAGAGAGCUCGUGUCGUGAGCUCAGUCAAGUUCGGACAGAUCUGCCAACUCCAUACUCUUUAGUGUUACAACAGUCUGUUCCUCCAGGCAUUAAAAAUACUGCGCCCUCUUCUCUGCAGCCGUCUUUGGAGUUGCGGCGAAAUCAGGACAAAUCUGCGGACGUUGCUGCCUCUUUACAAGAAGAGUCACUUACCCCGCAUUUCCCGGAAGUACAGCGCAGAGGGCAUCGGUGUGAGGAUGGCUGCGUACAAGCUGGUCCUGAUCCGCCAUGGAGAGAGCUGCUGGAACCAGGAGAACCGCUUCUGCGGCUGGUUCGAUGCAGACCUGAGUGAGACCGGCGAGCAUGAGGCAAAGAGGGGCGGACAGGCCCUGAAAGAUGCUGGCUAUGAAUUCGACAUUUGCUACACCUCAGUCCUCAAGAGGGCUAUCCGCACCCUGUGGUUUGUUCUGGACAGCAUCGACCAGAUGUGGCUGCCUGUUCACCGGACCUGGCGCCUUAAUGAGCGCCACUACGGUGGCCUGACUGGGCUGAACAAGGCUGAAACAGCAGCGAAACACGGAGAGGCCCAGGUCAAGAUCUGGAGGCGCUCCUUUGACAUUCCUCCCCCUCCCAUGGAUGAGGGGCAUGACUUCUAUCAGACCAUAAGCAAGGACCGGCGUUAUGGUGACCUGACAGAGGACCAGCUUCCCAGCUGUGAGAGUCUUAAGGACACCAUCGCCAGGGCUCUGCCCUUCUGGAACGAAGAGAUCGUACCUCAGAUCAAAGAGGGAAAGAGGGUGCUGAUUGCUGCCCAUGGCAACAGUCUCCGGGGCAUUGUCAAGCAUCUUGAGGGUAUGUCAGAAGAGGCCAUCAUGGAGCUGAACCUGCCCACAGGUAUCCCCAUUGUGUACGAGCUGGACAAGAACCUGAAGCCCGUAGGACCCAUGCAGUUCCUGGGAGACGAGGAGACCGUCAAGAAGGCCAUGGAAGCUGUAGCUGCUCAGGGCAAAGUCAAGAAAUAGACUCCCCCACCCUGGAUGAGCUAGAGUACACAUCAAUCAUGUGCUGUUCAGCUAUCAAGUUACUAUAAGGUCAUUUACUGUUACUGUCGUCACAGAUUUCACACAUACACACACACACGAUGUGCACUUUAUUUUGAUAAUCACACAAUUGAUUUUACUGGUCUUUAUUUUGCGACAAAAAACAAACCCACACAUCAUUAUGACACAAAGGAUAUCAGCUGUAAUACGGAUUAAGCAAUGACCAAAAUGCAAGUUUCGGGACCAGCAAAUAGGACCUAACAUAGACUAACCCUGCAGAACCAUCCAAAGUAUUCCUUUCAAUUUCCAAUCCAUGUAGGUGAAGCUAAGAGGGAGCAGUUUAACCUAUAGAGAAACACUGGCUGUUGUUAAAGGGCAAGCUGAUAGCCUGUGCAUUGCUGUUAUUUUUUUGCCGUGGCAUUGUGAGAAAAAUAAUAAAUGUUGUGAGCUAUUGUGUGAUGAAAUAUUUAA